CAUAUGGACAGCAAAUAUCCAGAGAGUCCAGGCAAGCAACUUACAUUUUAUUAUGAAAAUGAAGUCUAUAAACAAGAUUACUUUAUUAAGUCACCACCUCCUCAACUUUUCUUCUCCGCAACCUCGUGGAAAAAGCGUUUUUUGGUCCUGUCAAAAAAUGGGGAAAAGGGCCUUACUCUUUCCUAUUACAAAGACCAUCACAAACGAGGUUCCCUUGAAAUUGAUCGAAAUGCCAGCGUCACCAUUGGUAUAAAUAGCCAGGAAAAGCUUCAGUCUGUGCAGAAGAUGUUUAAAUGCCACCCAGAAGAGGUGAUGUCCAUCAGAACGACUAACAGAGAUUACUUCCUCAUCAGCCAUGACAGGGAGAAGAUUAAAGACUGGGUCUCGUUCAUGUCAUCAUUUUGCCAUGGUGGACAAGUAGCUCACCAGAACACCAAGGAGGGACCCGCACUGGGUGAUAAGAGACCCACUUCCUACCCCGGCCCUCUCGUUGGUCCUUCCAGCAUGAUGGAGGCUGUGAGCCCCACCUCCCCACGGAACAGCCUUCCAGACAUGUAUUUAAUGGAAAAAAGUCCUCCAGGAUUCAAGCAGACUCAUCUUCCACAUGAUUUCUUGUCAGAGACCACUCAAGAUACAGGAGAGAGUCAUUAUCUUAGUCCUCGAAGUGUUCUCUUAGAGUUGGAUAAUGUUAUUGAUUCCAAUGAUUCUGGUGAAUCCAUUGAACCUGGUAGUGAAGACCAGGUCUCCAAGACAAUUGAGUGCCAUUACAUGUCUAUGAAAUCCCGUUUUUUCAAGGAUCCACUCAAUGCAUCUGCUGAGUGCCCAGAGGAGGCCCAGACCUUUCCAGAACCCCAGCACAGGGGGCUUCACCUGCAAGAACCAGACUCAGAAAGUGACCCGUGCCUGUCACCUGCCAAUCCAGAAACACCGACCACAGAUGAUAAGAAGGGGUCAACCUCACUAACUGUUGUGAAAUUGUCUAUAUUACUCAACAACAUCCCUGAUGACAGCCACUUGGAGAGGCUGAAUGUGUUCCUUUCUCCCCCAGAUGUCAUAAACUAUCUUGCUCUUGUUGAAGCCGCAGGACGGAUAUGUGUGGCCCGGUGGGAAGGUCCCCCGCACCUGGGAUGCUUAUUUUGCCAUGGAGAUCACGUCUUGGCUGUGAAUGACCUGAAGCCCCAAAGCCUGGAGGAGGUCUCCCUGUUUCUCACCAGGUCCAUACAGAGAGAGAAAAUCAAGCUCUCCAUUGGGCGGAUCCCAAAUUCAGAGAAAUUCCAUGCUGUGGCCUGUAGGUGCCUCUUAAAACACCAAGGCGUUGUGCUGGCCCAACGGGAGAAGUCUGAACUGCAGAGGGCGCCAAAGAGGAGCCCAGCCAUUAGAAAGGGCCAGCAGAAAGGGACAGGGGAGUAGCCGGCCACCACCACACUGCAGCAGAGGAUGGAGCCCUGGACUGUGCCAGCCCGGCCACUCGGCCUGGUGAUAUGAGACAAGCCAGCACACCUCUCUCAGUCGCUGCACCUGCACCUUACAGGGGAAUAACUGUCCCCUCUCUAACUGUCACAUCAGGAAUGUUGAGAGGGUCAAGAGGGAUAAUUACUAGGGAACACAGUGAAAAUGGAAUGCCUUGUUAUCUGAGACUGUCCCAAACACCACAAACACACACUGGGUAAGUCCCUCAUCUUCUUAGCACACACUGUGUUCUGUGAGGUCGUUGUCACACAAUUGCUUCUUUGUUCAGGAACAUCCAUUUGGAACCACUCAUUCCAGGAAGGCAAGAUUCCCCAGAGACAUGUGAGACCCUCUCAGCCUUCCCAAACACCUCCUGUGACUCAUCAUUCCCAGAGUCCAAAGCGUGGACAGAGGGGCCACUUGGAUUCAAUGCAUGUCUUGUUUGCUGAAAGACCCAGUCACAAUUUUAGAAGUCAAAGCAGUUUGGGGUUCAAUCCAGGAGUGACCUGCUUGCUCCACAAGGAAAAGGAGAACUGCUUAGCACUUGCAAUUUGCAAGCUCUUAGCUAAUUGGUGCAGUAACAAAUUGAUCCUGGGAGGCCAAAGGAAUCAAAUGCUUUUUCAUAAAUAGAAAAGCCAAGGCUGAGAGCUGAAGCACUCAUCAAGUCGGGGAACUGAGAGCGCAGGGGGUCUCGGGAAGUGAAUCUUACCAAGCUGACACUGCACAUGGAGGAAAUGAAGGCCCCCCACGGCGAGAGAUGUGCCUUCUCCACAGCCCCGAGGCUCACAGCUGCUUAGUGGCAGAACCAGCUAUCUACACCCAGCUCUGGAAAACAAAUAUCCUGACCUGUACUUUUGAUUUGGAUUAAGAUAAGAAAAGACCUUCAGUGCUUAGAAGAGACAUUCAAAUACAUUUCACUUUUUGAUGUCCCAAUUGUUCAGAAAGUAACGUUCUCAUUUAUAAGCCCUAUUUGACCUACUGUUUCUACUCCUAGAAAGGUAUCCUACAGAAAUGCACUCACAAAGAUAUCAGUAAAAAAUAGAAAGUUUAUUGUCACACUGUAGUAUUGCUUGUGAUAAUAAAAAAAUCACAUGGGGAUUGCUUAGUUAUGAUUUCAUGGAAGGUGUUCAAAAGGUUAGCAUGCGUAGUUAUGAAAAAGGUGCACAAAAUAUUAAGAAUCCAAGAAGUAAGUUGUAGCCAGGUGUGGUGGUGCACACUGGUAAUCCCAGUGACGCAGGAGGCUGAGGCAGGAGGAUGGCAGGUUCAAGGCCAAACUCAGCAACUUAGU
Messenger RNA from Sciurus carolinensis (gray squirrel), 2737 nucleotides. RefSeq names its product pleckstrin homology domain containing S1 (gene Plekhs1). NCBI's taxonomy places the organism in Eukaryota, Metazoa, Chordata, Mammalia, Rodentia, Sciuridae. The record is from RefSeq and is a predicted model, not a curated record.